Molecule: messenger RNA, 960 nt
Organism: Arabidopsis lyrata subsp. lyrata
Lineage: Eukaryota; Viridiplantae; Streptophyta; Magnoliopsida; Brassicales; Brassicaceae
Product: calmodulin-like protein 9
Exons: 4
Coding region: 348-803 (151 amino acids)
Cellular component (GO): cytoplasm
Molecular function (GO): calcium ion binding
Source: RefSeq, a predicted model, not a curated record
CUCCACCGGUCCACCCUUUCUUUUCGGAAUAAUCAAGAUCCGAAUUUAAUUCUCUUUAUAUAUUUCCUAAUAACUAUGAAAAUAAGGAAAAAAUAAGCGUUGAAUUCAUAAGUUUGAACAAAGACGCGUGACCUGGAAAUCGUGCUCCAGAAAAAAUAUCACAAAUAAUGAAAACGCAAGGUCAUGAGUUUUGACCUUGACCGGGCAAGAGCCUAGAGCCAAGAGGUGAUGUGUAGUACUUAAAUGAGAUAGAAGCUCCCAUCUUCCUCUUCAUCACAAACAAAUCAAGAGAAGUUGAUCAUCAUAUCAAAUCAAAGAUAGACUUUGACUUUUCUUUGUGAUCGAAGAUGGCUGAUGCUUUCACAGAUGAACAGAUCCAAGAGUUUUACGAAGCCUUCUGUCUCAUUGACAAAGAUUCCGAUGGGUUCAUCACGAAGGAGAAGCUAACGAAGGUGAUGAAGUCUAUGGGGAAGAAUCCAAAGGCGGAACAACUGCAACAGAUGAUGAGUGAUGUCGACAUCUUCGGCAACGGUGGCAUCACUUUUGAUGAUUUCUUGUAUAUUAUGGCUCAAAACACUUCUCAGGAAUCGGCAUCGGAUGAGUUAAUAGAGGUAUUUAGAGUGUUCGACAGAGACGGAGAUGGUCUCAUAUCUCCACUUGAGUUGGGAGAAGGAAUGAAGGACAUGGGGAUGAAGAUAACUGCCGAAGAAGCAGAGCAUAUGGUUCGAGAAGCCGACCUCGAUGGCGAUGGUUUUCUUUCAUUCCACGAAUUCUCUAAAAUGAUGAUCGCUGCCUCUUAUUAGCAUUGUGAAAUGCCAUGAUAUAAGAGUUUGUUUUUGCAGUUACAACUAUUUUUCCAUAUGUUAAAGAAAGAUCAUAUCCUAUGUUACUGUAUUUUCCCAACAUAAUGUAUAACAAAAGUGUCAGGUUCUAUUCCUAUAUCAAUGAUUUAUUUGAGUC